UUCAUAGUUUGAAGUAUUCUAUCAGCUGAACCAACUAAGAGACUAAUUAAACCAUUAGGCAACAAAGAAUCCGAGAUUUUAAUCUAGGCAAAUUGCAAGUGGCUCUCUAGCUCCAAGAGCAUAUCCUGCCAGUUCCCUAAAAUAUACAUGCCUUGUAUCUCAUAGGAUGGAUUCCACGAAUAUCUCCUGUCUCGAGCUCAAUCUCCUCGUAUCUCACUAUAGUAUAUUUUAUUCAUUUCGUAUAAAUCGACAACAUAGGAGUAUUUGUAACACAAUCAUGCAUAAUACAAUAUUCAACCCACAUUUAAAACAUCAACCGGCUACAUACAUAAUUAUCCAAGAUAAAGAUAAGACUUUUGUUUUUGCGAAUAUAUUAGGCUUGAUAAUAGCACUCUGAUUAGCAUUUUUUUCCACUAAAUACCGCUAUUAAUUUUGCGAGGCCAAAAUACCGCUAAUUCAUUGAUUGCCACCAAGUUGCCACGUAAAUCACUAGGCAACCAACGGCGCGCUGGGAGGCCGAGGAGGAAGAAAGGGUUUGUAGUGUAACAAGAAAAAAAGAAAGCAACGAAUGAAGGGCUUCUUAUAGAGGAACAGUUGAUGGGCUUAGCAAAACGGCUCAGAAGCCUAUUGAGUGCCAUGUGUUGAAGGCAUGAAGUAGCAUCACCCAGGCCCAUAAUUUAGUCCUCUAUCAGGAGGCGUCGAUCCGCACUAUCAACGGCUGAAGCUUUGGGUGCCGAAAGCAGGAACCUAGCCUUCCGAUGUCACACGGACGGCGCAGAUCGCAGCCACUAGAAAUAGGUAGCCCCGCGGCACCCGUGAGAGCCCUUCCUCGCAAAAACCAUAGAAGACUCGAGCUCUUCGCCUCCGCCGCGCCUCCAGCUCUCUUCCUCUCCGAUCCAAGAUGAAGUACAUCGCUGCCUAUCUGCUUGCUUACCUGUCUGGCAACUCCAGCACAUCCGCGGAGGACUUGACCACCAUUCUGGAGUCUGUUGGUUGUGAAAUUGACAAUGAAAAGAUGGAAUUCAUGCUAUCACAAGUGAAGGGUAAGGAUAUUGUUGAGCUCUUGGCUGCUGGUAGGGAGAAGUUUGCUUCAGUUCCAUCUGGUGGUGGUGGUGUAGCUGUUGCGGCAGCUGCUCCUGCCAGUGGUUGUGCUGGCGCAGCCCCUGCAGCUGAGAAGAAGGUAGAGAAGGUUGAGGAGAAGGAAGAGAGUGAUGAUGACAUGGGCUUCAGUCUGUUCGACUAAGUUGUGGUGCAUAUUUGCAAACCAAGAAUGAAAGAUUACUUAAGUUUUUUUUUCGAAAA
Molecule: messenger RNA, 1302 nt
Organism: Brachypodium distachyon (stiff brome)
Lineage: Eukaryota; Viridiplantae; Streptophyta; Magnoliopsida; Poales; Poaceae
Product: 60S acidic ribosomal protein P2A
Exons: 4
Coding region: 902-1243 (113 amino acids)
Biological process (GO): cytoplasmic translational elongation
Cellular component (GO): cytosolic large ribosomal subunit; ribosome
Molecular function (GO): structural constituent of ribosome
Source: RefSeq, a predicted model, not a curated record